Molecule: messenger RNA, 4725 nt
Organism: Rotaria sp. Silwood2
Lineage: Eukaryota; Metazoa; Rotifera; Eurotatoria; Philodinida; Philodinidae
Source: the annotation of a GenBank genome assembly
AUGUAGCUUUGAGUAGAAAUAAAAGAAAACGAGAAUGACCACGAAAAGCAACAGAAGCUUUGUUAAUUGACUAACUGUUCAAAUAAUUUUUUUACUUGUACAGUUUUGUAUUGUUACUUAACAAAAAUUAUAUCUUUACUUGUCAAUUCAUAAUAUUUUGUCUAGAAAAUUAAACUUUUUCAAUGAGAAUUUAAUGAAAAUACUUAGCAAAAAUUCGUCUGUUUCUCAAGCUUCAGAAUGAGGCAAAAUACACUUUCUCGCAUAAGCAGUAAAAAUGAAACUUUAACAAAAAUUUUAAUUAUAGAGAAAUAUGAAUUUAAUUGAGCACUCAAUAUAUUUAUUAAACAUACGACUUAUUUAUUGAGCAUCGAAAAUUAACUUAGCAUUUAUAUAGUAGUUUUACUUAGCACUUUAAUCAGAUGCAAUGCAAAAGUCUUUGCACAAAUGUUCAGUUAUAUUUUGAAUGGAUAAAUACGUGUUAAGUUGAACAGUUUUUGAUUAACUGAUAGAUCAUUCUUUCUUCUUUUCGAACGAUAUAUGACUAUUUCUCACUAGUUGUUGAAACAGAAAUGACAUGUGACGAAAGAGAGGCACUAUCACGACGCAUUUGCAACUUUUAUUGCAAAUCUUUUCAUAAAUCUGUAAAAACUACAGUAAAUUAUGUUAUAAAACAAAAUAUUUCACGAAGAAGCAUUUAUUAUAUAAUGAAUCAGUAUUGAAAAUGUAUAACUACAAAAGAUGAGUUAAACAAGCUAUUCGUCAAGACACGUAUCUGAAUGAAUGUAUUAACAAAAGACUUCUUCCUUUCAUUGAAAAAUAUCAUCAGAAUGUAAAUCAUCUCUUCAGACCUGAUUUGGCCAAUGCUCAUUAUUUCAAAUCUGUGCAAGAACAUUUGAACGAGAAAAAUGUACCAUUUGUUAUUUGUAAAGACAAACUCUCAGAGAUACCAUAAGCUCGUCCAAUCGAAACAGUUUGGAUUCUAUUCGAACGAAAAAUGUAUGAGAACAAUUGAGAAACAAAAAGCUUGAAUGUGUUAACGCGAAGAAUCAAAAGAAUUUGAUCUAAAAAUAUUGUAUUGAGGGUGUUCGAAAAAUGCUUCGAGCUAUAUGAUGAAGAAAACUGUAUUCUGUUUUAGGCACAAAGUUUUUUGUAGUAUUUUUCGUGUUCUUUCUAAUGAAAAAAAAGAAUACGUUCUUUAGCUUGUAAAAUGGUUGAACUGUAAAGUUCGACCUUUGUGCAAAGACUUUUGUUAAAUGCCAUUACAUAUUGAUCAACGAAAUAUUUUACGUUUAGUGGUUGGAAACAUAUAUUACUGAUCUAUCGUCGAAGACGAUUACAAAAGAAAAUAAAUUAAUAACAACAACAUUUGGCUACUCUCUACCAAUAUGGCCACGAAAAAUAUCAAACAAUGUGUUUGAUCAAUGGCCACUACCAAUACCGAGAAAAAAUUUACAAGAAAAUAUGUCUUUAGGAAUGUUAUGUCGUAGAUUAAUCUGGCAUUUACUAAAUCCAAAUCAAAAUCUACCAGAUUCAUUGCUUCCAAAAAUAUCUACUCCUUCGAAACAAAUUCAACAAAAACAAAAAACAAUGAUUUUCGAUCGAUCAAUAAAUUUAGAAGAAUUUACUGUUGUAUGGUUCAAUGCAGAUACUAACUCAACUAAUGAAGAUCAAAGAAUGUCUCGCAUACAAUUACGUGGAAUCAUUGAUUAUGUUCAAUAUUUUCAUGAGUUGAAUAAAUGCAAUGAAUAUAUACAACAAAUGAAAGAUACUAAGAUCUUUCUCAUUGUUUCUACGGAAUAUGCACAAAAUAUUCUUGAAUAUGUAUGUAAUCUUCAACAAGUACAUUCUAUCUAUAUUUAUAGUAGCUUAACAAACGAUACAAAAUUGACAAAAAAUGUUGACAAGAUAAAAGGAAUUUACACAAAUUUCAAUCAAUUAACUACAGAUUUAUCAAAAGAUGUCAAGGCAUUGUCAAGACUUUCUCGAAUGUUACCUCAACAAUUAGUAAAUAAAUUAAGAAUUUAUUAUGAAGGUAAUUCAAUAACACAAGAUCUUUUAAAUGAAUUUGAACAAACAUAUGAAUCAAAUCGUGCUAUUUGGUGGUAUACAAGAGAUUGUUUUCUUUAUCGAAUGCUCAAUAGAGCAUUACGACAACAAAAUAUUAAAGCAAUAUUUCUCUUUGGAUUUUUCAUUGUUGAUUUAUUUAAACAAAUAAAACAAAUCAAUCAAUUCUAUUUUAAUUCAUCAUCAAUACGAGUUUAUCGAGGACAGUUAAUGUUUCAAAAAGAAGUUAAGCGAAUACUGUCAAGUAUUGCUGGUGGAUUAGAUAGAGAAGGUAGUUGUUAUGGUCCAUUGGAUGUAUGUGUCAAUACAUUUUUUUCAGCUACUCGAAAUCGUGAUGUUGCUUUGAUGUUUGCCGGUCAAGAAUCAUCCAUAUUUUUUAAUAAUGAUUUACAAUCAGUUAUAUUUGAAAUAAAAGUUAAUCUGACACAAAAUGAAACACAAUAUGCUGAUAUAAGUACAAUGAGUGUUAUUGAUGAUGAAGAAGAAUUUUUAUUCUUAGCUGGUUGUGUAUUUCAAAUGACUAGUAUACAUUAUGAUUAUAAUGACAAAAUUUGGAUUAUUAAAAUGAAUGCACUAAAUAAUCAUGAUCGACGUUUAAGACUUGGUUUAAAUGAAUCGCAGAGUACUGGCAUUGAGUUAAUUGGUAUUGGCAAUGCACUAUUCUAUCGUGGAAAUAAGGAAAAAGGAAAGAGAUGGGAUAUUGACAUGAAAGCUAUAAUACAUAAUAUAUACUAUAAUCUUAUAUUACGACAAUUAGAUCCAAAUGAUAUACAUGUACCAGCAUGUUUUGCUGGUCUAGCUAAUAUAUACAGUAUAGAUAACCCUGAUUUGGCUUUUGAAUAUAAAACGAAAGCACUUGUUAUGUAUGAAAAUCAUUUUCCCAAUCAACAUAAUGAUGUAAUUGCAUACAUCUAUAGUCUAUUUGGUGAUAUUUUUUGGUUUGAUGAUGAAUAUGAUCUAGCACUUUAUUAUUAUAAAAAAUAUCUAUCAUACGAUGUAUCUUAUCGUAUUAUAAAAAAUAUUUCACUUAUUUGGGAUGAUCCAGCCAUACAGAUUGCAUAUAUUUAUAAAAUAAUGAAUAAUUUCGAAUGGGCAUGGAAAGCAUUUAAAACAUUUAUCACACCAAAUAUGAUUCAAUCAGAUCCUGAUUAUGUAUGUUCAUGUUACGAAAAACUUUCAUUAACAAAUCAAAUCAAAGCUAAUUAUGAUGUAAGAUUAGAAAGUCAGAAAAAAUUUAUUGAUUUUACUAUGAAUACAAAUGAUAUAAUUAUUUAUUAUUCUCCUAUAGCUGAAGCAUAUUAUAAACUUGGAGAUAAUUGUACAAAAGAAUUAAAUAAUUUUGCAAUUGAAUGUUUUGAAAAAUGUUUAGAAAUACGCAUUAAAUAUGACAAAAUUUCUUGUCAACUUAAACCUCAAUAUGAAUCUGGAACUAUAAAAAAUUGUAUUCAAGAAAUAACAAAUCUAUAUAAGAAAAAUGGUGAAUUGAAUUUAAUAAUUCAAUUUUAUGAAAGAAUACUUUAUUUAUGUACAAUUUAUCAAUCAGAAAAUAUCAAUAAAAUUGCGUUUAUUUAUGAAUUUUGUGCUAAUUUUUAUUUCGAACAAAAUAAUUUUCAUUUAACAAUGGAUUAUUAUAAAAAAGCGAUUAAAUUGAUAAAUAAUCAAGGUAAAAUUCAUUUCGAACAUGAUUUAAGUUCUUCAUGUCAACUUCUUAUACGUUGUUACACCAAUCUUGCUGAGAUUUAUGAAAAACAAGACCAAUAUCUAUUAGCAAUUGAAUCAUAUCAGAAUAUAAUUAAUAUAUAUAUGCAUAAUCCAUUAAAAGAAUGUAUUCAAAUGAUUAUUUAUUUUAGUAAACGUGUAGCUAAUAUUUAUAAAAAACAAAAUGAAUUUCAUUUAGCAAUCGAAUGUUAUCAAAAAGCGAUCGAAUAUUUUUUAAAUGAUAAACAUAUUUUCUUUAACUCUAUACAAGAUUGGUUAAAUUAUAAAACUAAUAGCUUUCCAUAUAAAUAUAGACUUCAAUAUUAUAAAGAAUAUGCUAAUAUCUAUGAAAAAAAUGGUCAUUAUGAUUUAGCUAUUGAAUAUUUAGACAAAACUAUUGAAUAUUUAUUUAAAUUUGAACAUAUAUAUGUUUUUAAAGAUAUUGCAAAUUGUUAUCAAAAUAUUGCAUCGAUUUAUACAAUGAAUAAAGAUUUUGUUUUAGCAAUUCAAUAUUAUAAACUUGCAUUAUCUAUUUAUAAACGAUACGAACCAGAUUUACAUUUAUUUUAUAGAUGGAUACCUCUAAAUGAGACAUAUGACAUAAUAUAUUGUCCUCAUUUUAAAGAUAAACUAACAUUAUCAUUAUCUGAUCACACUAUGAGCUACAAAAGAUAUAGUAUUAGAGAUAUUAGUGAUGUUUAUAAAGAUAUUGCAAUUCUUUAUGAACAAUAUAAUGAUAUGGAAAUGUCAAAUCAUUGGCAUAAUAAAACAAAAGAUAUAUCGAUGAUAUCGACUGAUGAAAUUAUUCAUUCAAUGAUUUAUUGUUACAGACAAAUGGCUAAUCUUUAUGCUGAAAUUGACGAUUAUACUUCUGCUAUUCAAUGUUAUCAAAUAAUUAUUCCAGAAUAUCUUUCCAAAAUUACUAGUAGAGGUAGAAAGAUAACAAAAAUAUUUCCGUUUUAA